Xenopus laevis (African clawed frog) is the source of this 2821-nucleotide messenger RNA. It is a transcript of the gene znf587.S, whose product is annotated as oocyte zinc finger protein XlCOF28-like S homeolog. Gene Ontology annotation, biological process: regulation of DNA-templated transcription; regulation of transcription by RNA polymerase II. Gene Ontology annotation, molecular function: RNA polymerase II cis-regulatory region sequence-specific DNA binding; DNA-binding transcription factor activity, RNA polymerase II-specific; sequence-specific DNA binding. The transcript is spliced from 4 exons. The record is from RefSeq and is a predicted model, not a curated record. NCBI's taxonomy places the organism in Eukaryota, Metazoa, Chordata, Amphibia, Anura, Pipidae. The coding region runs from base 238 to 2397 and encodes 719 amino acids. Gene Ontology annotation, cellular component: nucleus.
GGUGCUGUGAGCAGGAAGUGAUGGGUCAUGUGACAGGCUGUGCUGCUUGGAUUCGACAGCCCAGAAGUGCAGAAUGCAGCAGUACGGAGUGUUGGCUCCUGAGCUCUCCCCGAACCGUCACUCCAUCAGACUCCCUUCUGCCUGAUUAUUCCCUGCAGCACAAUUCUGAUAUUCCCACGGGGCCCCAGAGCCAAUAAGAUCUCCCCAGCACUGGAGAGGUAUCACAAGGGGUUAAUCAUGUGUGAAGCUGCUUUUGGACUGGUCCCUGUGUCCUUCGACGAGGUGGCCGUGUAUUUCUCAGAAGUUGAGUGGUGCUUUCUGUCUGACCAGCAGCAGGACCUGUACAAGGAGGUGAUGCUGGAGAACCUGGAGUUGGUGUUGUCACUGGGACACCAGUACCGCCCUGCUGUGCCCCACCAUGUGCUCCACGAUGUGCCCCACCAUGUGCCCCACCAUGUGCCCCACCAUGUGCCCCACCAUGUGCUCCACGAUGUGCCCCAUGAUGUGCUCCACGAUGUGCCCCAUGAUGUGCCCCAUGAUGUGCCCCAUGAUGUGCCCCAUGAUGUGCCCCAUGAUGUGCCCCAUGAUGUGCUCCAGGCUGUUCCUGCCCAUGGCUCCUCCUUUAUUCUGAGCACUGGCAAGUAUUUAGAUGAGUUUAGCCCUUACACCCCUGAAGAUGGAUCGGAGCAGGAUCAAGUCAUUCUGAGGGAGCCUUGUGCUGGAACAGACAGUUGCACCCAAACAACUGAGAAGAUUCCCAACAGCUAUUCUGCUUGUCUUGUAAAUAACGAGCCAGCCCCGCCGGAGCAAAAAAAGCGGCCAUCCAAUAAAAACCUCCACAAGUGUUUUGAGUGCAAGAAAGUCUUUGGCAGUUGGUCGCACCUCUUGGCUCAUUGGAGGAUCCACGACCGAGAGAAGAUCCACAAGCAAAAUAAAAGCCAAAUACCAACCCAUCAGGCCAAUGCAACUCCCCAUGAACCUAAAGGGCUUGAAACAAGGUUGUACGAGUGCACAGAAUGUGAAAAAACAUUCAGCAACCAGUCUGUGCUUUCCUUGCACCAGAGAACGCACACCGGGGAGAAGAUCUUCAAGUGCACCGAGUGUGAGAAAAGCUUCAUGAAAAGAUCGCAGCUGAUUGUGCAUAAAAAGUGCCACAUAGAAGAGCGGCCGUAUAUGUGUACAUUUUGCGAGAAGGGAUACAACCAGCAUUCAAAGCUGAUCGAGCAUAUAAGGACUCACACGGGGGAGAAACCAUUCACCUGCACCGAGUGCAAAAAAAGCUUCACCAAAAGGUGUAACCUGACCGAGCACCUCAGGAUUCACACGGGAGCAAAACCACACAAGUGCAAUCUGUGCGAUAAAACCUUUCACUACCCUUCAAACCUGGUGGAGCAUCAGAGAACCCACACAGGGGACAGGCCCUUUCAGUGCACCGAGUGUGACAAGAGCUUCAUCAAGAUGUCUAAGCUCAUGGUCCACCUCAGAAUCCACACAGGAGAGAAGCCUUACAAGUGCAGUGAGUGCGACAAAAGCUUCAGCCAACAGUCCAACCUCGUGGUUCACCAGAGGACUCACACCGGGGAGAGGCCAUUCCAAUGCAGUCAUUGUGAGAAGAGUUUCAGCUAUCAUUAUGCGUUUGUUGUCCACGAGAGAACCCACACUGGGGAGAAACCCUACAAAUGUUCUAUGUGUGAUAAGGCUUACAGCCAGCGAUCAAACCUGAAACUGCACCAAAAAACCCAUGAGAGCAAGCCACAGCAAGACUCUCCUAACUGCGAGAAGACCUUCGAACAAGAAUCAGCCCCUAAAAUGGACCAGUUGAAUGAAAGUGCUGGGUUGGAGAAGGUGCCUGAGUUACCGGAGGCAACAAACUCGGUGGAAAGCCCAGAGGCCAUUGAUGAUUAUGAGAAGAACUACAUUCCUUGGUCUCCUCUGAGCGAGUAUCUUGGAGUAUUCUUGCCCCCAGAGAAGCAGCAUAAAUGUACUGAGUGCGAUAAGUGCUUCCUAGAAAAGUCCAAGUUGGUUGUUCACCAGAGGACUCACACUGGUGAAAGGCCUUUCAAGUGCUCCGUCUGUGACAAGACAUUUAUCCAAUGGUCCCACCUAUUAGAGCACAGGAAAAUCCACGACGGUGAUAGACCCUAUACCUGUGCUGAAUGCGGCAAGAGCUUCAUCAGAAUGUCCAAGCUCACUGUCCACCGUAGAACACACACGGGUGAGAGGCCGUACAUCUGUGCCGAAUGUGGGAAGCAGUUUAGCCAACAGUCCAACCUUGUUGUCCAUCAGAGGAUUCACACUGGAGAGAAGCCAUUCAAAUGCACCGAGUGUGAAAAGACUUUCCGCUACCAGACAGCCCUUAUUAAGCACCGGAGAAACGAUUCAUGUGAUCGAACCUAAACUGGUCCACUUCUAUGUCCUAAGAAGAGUCUGGCCUCUAGGCAAAGGCUUCAGUUGCACUUCAGCAUGAUUGGCUGCUCACGUAACAACGGAUUCACUCAAGGGAGAAGUGGCCAACGCUAGUGGAAAUUCACCAGAAGUCCAAUCGGCAGGGACAUCACCAAUUCACUUACAGGCGCAGAUGACAAUUCACUAGGGAAAGAGCGUUCGUUCGCAAUUUAUCACCAGGCGACUUUUAGCUCAGGCCAAUGGUUGUUGCUCCACAAAUUCACUAAAGUGCAGAUUUUUCUGAACGUUACCUCCUUCGCCAGAGUUGACUUCACCACUUCAGACCAGGUGAAGUGAUAAAAUGAAGUUCCGUCUUCCUCAAUCUGAUGUCAGUUACAUCAUAUCCUGUCUGCUGAAAAUGCAAUAAAGUUGAAAA